Molecule: messenger RNA, 438 nt
Organism: Metarhizium album ARSEF 1941
Lineage: Eukaryota; Fungi; Ascomycota; Sordariomycetes; Hypocreales; Clavicipitaceae
Product: eukaryotic translation initiation factor eIF-1
Exons: 3
Coding region: 1-438 (145 amino acids)
Biological process (GO): translational initiation
Cellular component (GO): eukaryotic 43S preinitiation complex
Molecular function (GO): ribosomal small subunit binding; RNA binding; translation initiation factor activity
Source: RefSeq, a predicted model, not a curated record
AUGUCCAUCGAAAAUCUUAAGACCUUUGACCCCUUCGCCGAAGCCGACGAAGAUACAGGCGAGACUAAGCAGUCACAGAAUUACAUACAUAUACGUAUUCAACAGCGUAAUGGACGUAAAACUUUGACCACUGUACAGGGUCUCCCGAAGAAGUUUGACCAGAGGAAGAUACUCAAGGUCAUCAAGAAGAAGUUUGGUGCGUACAAGUCCCCUUGCGAUCCGCUUUUUUUGGGCCGCCCAUUCGUAGCGAUCCUGGACUCGGACAUGCUUACUAACAGCGCCCUUCCAGCCUGCAAUGGCACUAUCGUCAACGACACGGAAAUGGGCGAGGUGAUCCAGCUCCAGGGUGACCAGCGCAAAGAUGUUCAAGAAUUCCUCAUCGACAAGAAGGAAGGCCUUGAGCUAGAUGCCAAGACCAUCAAAGUCCACGGUUUCUAA